AUGGCCCUUGGUCGUUCUGUUUCCCCAGAAGCCUCCACUCCCAUCCUGGCAGCAGGGCGUCAGAUCUGGGAAGUUGGAGAUGGAGGGGGCUGGGCCCUACGUGCUGCCUCACAUGGCCUGGGUGACCUCUUGACCCUACUGGGCCCGAGGCCACAGGCUCUGCCCACGCUGGUCAAUAAGGAGGCCCCAGUCAAGGUUGUCCCUCAGUGGGCAGCUGCCAGCCCGCCAGCCUGCCGCCACGACAAUCAUUUAGCUGUCAUUAAGGAAAUGGGAGUCCAGAGGAGUUUGGAUUCUGGUGCUGCUGCUGGGCGCUACCUGGGACCAGGGCCGCACGUCUUUUCCAAUUGGUGUGAUUUCGAGGACAACUCCAAGCCGCUCUGUGAAUGGUCCCAAGUAUCCGCAGAUAAUGGUGACUGGACUCGAACCAGGGGGCUCGCCCGGGCUAGCACCUCCGGGCCCCCCGGGGGGUUCCCCAAUGGAGGUGAGGGGCCUGGGGAAAGGGAGGAUGGGUGGGUGGGGACUGCGGGAGCGGACCCGGGCACUGAGAUGCGGAGGAGGUGGCAGCACUACGUGGGGGUGGACCGCUUGGUCGGCAGCGUCCUGACUCAGCCUCCUGCAGAGGGCUACUACCUGCGCAUGGAGUCGGGCAGCUUCCCCAGGGGCGGCGUGGCGCGCCUGCUCAGUCCGAUGCUUUGGGAGUCGGGUCCGCUGUGCCUGCGCUUCGCCUACCACAUGUUCGGGCUGUCGUCGGGCUCGCAGCUCCGGCUGCUGCUGCUCACCGGCUCGCAGAACACCCAGCCCACCGUGCUCUGGAAGGUGGAGAACACCCAGAGCCCCUCCUGGAUGCCCACUGCCGUCACCAUCCCCGCGGAGCUCGCCCUGCCCAGCCAGCUGAUAUUCGAGGGGAUGAGGGGCAGCACCGCCUACCUGGACAUCUCUCUGGAUUCCAUCUCCAUCCAUCGGGGCACCUGCAAUCGGGGACCCCCAGAAAAACUGCCCGGAGUGGCCAGAGUGGAGGCAGCCAGCCCCUUCUGCCCCAUCCCUGGGACCUUUGAAGCAGCCUCACCCCAAAAAGAGCUGUGGGACACCUGGUCUGCAGCACUAGUGUGCCUAGCUGAUAGAGGGUUAGGGGAUGAGUGUCAGGAACCCAGCUUCUGCGUGAUGCAGACGUGCAGCUUUGACAUCCCAGAUGACCUCUGUGGCUGGAGCUGGGUCCCCACUGCAUCUGGGGCCAAGUGGAGCCAGUGGAAGGGACCAUCGGGGAAGCCGGGCGUGGGGCCGAAUGAUGACUUCUCCAGCCCUGGUGGCUUCUACAUGCUCCUGGACCCCAAGUAUGCCAAGCCAGGGCAGAAGUCGGUGCUCCUGAGCCCACUGAGCCACUCGACUGGCUGUCUGACACUGUCCUUCCACUAUACCCUGUGGGGCCAGGCUCCAGGAGCAGCUCUUCUGGUCUACGGCUCAGUCUCAGGCAGCAUCCGGAAACACACACUCUUCUCAGGACAACCUGGAUCUAACUGGCAGCCUGUUUCUGUCAAUUACACGGGACAAGGACAGAUCGAGUUCAGCGUGGUGGGCGUGUUUGGUGAGACCCCAGAGCCGGCGGUGGCAGUGGAUGAAGUCAGCAUUGCUCCCUGUGAAGAGAGCUUUCCCCAGUGUGACUUUGAAGACAGUGCCUAUCCCUUCUGUGACUGGAGACACACCUUGGGGGACAGUGGCCAAUGGGCCUGGGGAAGCGAAAACAUGUCCACCCGUGGUGUAGGCUCCUUCGGAGAGGCCCUGUUUGGAGGCGAGCACUAUGUCUACCUGGAUACCGACAGGUCCUCCCAGGAGGGACAGUUGGCGAGGCUGGUGAGCCGGCCCUUCUGCGCCCCAGGCAACGUCUGUGUGGAGUUUUCUUACCACAUGUAUGGUCUCGGAUAUGGUGCCACGCUCAGGCUUUUGCUGCAGAGCCCCGCGGGCAGCACCCCCAUCCCACUCUGGGAGCGCAUCGGGCCUCAGAAGCCCAACUGGCUAAACGCCUCUGUCACCAUCCCUUCGGGACAUCAGCAGCCCAUGCAGCUAAUUUUGGAGGCCAUCCGGGGGAGCAAUGCUGCCUUUGUGGUUGCUGUGAGUUUCAUCUUUAUCAGUCAAAGGGCUUGUCGAGCACCAGUGCCAACAGCAGUGCUUCCUACCACUUCCCCUAUGGAAAAGUCAGAAAAACCUACAGUCCUCACAGAAGAACCCACUGUGCCUGCUAAAGAAAUCACCGUCCGCAUGGAAGGACUCGCCAUUUCUACCAAAGAAUCUACUGUCCCCACAGGAAAACCUGCCAUUCGCACUGAAUGGACCACUAUCCUCACAGAAAAACUCACCAUUCCCACUGAAUGGACCACUGUCCCCACAGUUAAGCCCACCAUUCCCACUGAAGGGGCCACGGUCCCCACAGAAAAACCUGCCAUUUCCGCUGUGGAGACCCCUACACCCACAGAAAAACCCACCAUUCCCACUGAAGGGACCACAAUCCUCACAGAAAAGUCCACCAUUCUCACUGAAGGGAGCACCACCCCCACAGAAAAGCCCACCAUUUCCACUGAAGGGAGCACCAUUCCCACAGAAAAGCCCACCAUUCCCACUGAAGGGACCACCAUCCCCACAGAAAAACCUGCCAUUCCCACUGAAGGGACUACUGUCCCCACAGAAAAGCCCACCAUUCCCAUCGAAGGGACCACAAUCCCCACAGAAAAGCCCAUCAUUCCCACUGAAGGGAGCACUGUCUCCACAGAAGAGCCCACCAUUCCCACUGAAGGGAUCACCACCACCACAGAAAAGCCCACCAUUCCCACUGAAGGUUCCCCCAUUCCCACUGAAGGGACCACUGUCCCCACAGAAAAGCCCACCAUUCCCACUGAAGGUUCCGCCAUUCCCACUGAAGGGACCACUGUCCCCACAGAAGAGCCCACCAUUCCCACUGAAGGGAUCACCAUCCCCACAGAAAAGCCCACCAUUCCCACUGAAGGGGCCACCAUUCCCACUGAAGGGACCACCAUUCCCACUGAAGGGACCACUGUCCCCACAGAAAAGCCCACCAUUCCCACUGAAGGGACUACUGUCCCCACAGAAGAGCCCACCAUCCCCCCAGAAGAGCCCACCAUUCCCACUGAAGGGACCACCAUUCCCACUGAAGGGACCACUGUCCCCACAGAAAAGCCCACCAUUCCCAUUGAAGGGACUACUGUACCCACAGAAGAGCCCACCAUCCCCCCAGAAGAGCCCACCAUCCCCACAGAAGAGCCCACCAUCCCCACAGAGGAGCCCACCAUCCCCACAGAAGAGCCCACCAUUCCCACUGAAAGUAUCACCAUUCCCACAGAAAAGCCCACCAUUCCCACUGAAGGUUCCACCAUUCCCACUGAAGGGACCACCAUCCCCACAGAAAAGCCCACCAUUGCCACUGAAGGGAUCACUAUCCCCACAGAAGAGCCCACCAUUUCCACUGAAGGGACCACCAUUCCCACAGAAAAGUCCACCAUUACCAUUGAAGGAACCACCAUCCCCACAGAAGAGACCACCAUUCCCAUUGAAGAGACCACCAUCCCCACAGAAGAGACCACCGUUCUCACUGAAGUGACCACUGUCUCCACAGAAAAACCCACCAUUCCCACUGAAGGGGCCACUGUCUCCACAGAAAAACCCACCAUUCCCACUGAAGUUUCCACCAUUCCCACUGAGUGGUCCACUGUCUCCAGUGAAAAAGCCCUUAAUGCUGAAGAGACCAGCAAAGAUCUGUCCUCCACAGAAAAACCCAUUGUCACCAUUGAGAAGACCAAAGCAUGUCUGCUCUCGUGCUCCACCUCCACUUUCCUGCCCACUGAGCCCACAGCCCUGAUGAUGCCUCUAGAAGCUUCAGGUGCCUCCAUGACCAACAACAUACCAGCUAUCACUACAAACCCUGCCCCCACCACAGCGAACUGUCCCCCAAAUGCCCACUACGAAUCUUGUGCGUGCCCGGUGUCCUGUGAGAACCCCAAGCCCAGGUGCAUGCUGCCUUGCCACCCAGGCUGCGUCUGCAAUCGUGGUUUCCUGCUCAGUGCCAGACGGUGCAUCAAGGCCUCAUCCUGCAACUGUAUCUAUGGCAAUAAGAGGUAUAAGCCUGGGCAGAAGUGGUUCGGCCCUAACUGUACAAAGUACUGUAGCUGCUGGCCAGGCAACCGGAUGAAGUGCCAGCGCGCUCGGUGUGGGAUACACUCUGUGUGCCGGCUGAAGGAUAACAAGUAUGGAUGCUACCCAUACGACACUGCCACCUGCUUUGUGUAUGGGGACCCUCAUUAUGUCACCUUUGACAAGAGGCAAAUUGGCUUCACUGGCAAAUGCACGUACAUCUUGGCCCAGCCUUGCAACUCCACAGAGCCAUUCUUCAGGGUGACAGCAAAGAAUGAGGAACGGGGACAGGAAGGUGUGACCUGCCUGAGUAAAGUCUCUGUGACCCUGCCAGAGACCACCGUCACCCUACUCAAGGGCCGACAGACCUUGGUUGAAGGCCAGAAAGUCACCCUACCAAUCAUGCCUGCCAAAGGUGUCUUCGUGGGUCCAAGUGGGCGAUUUGUGGAGCUGAAGACGGUGUUUGGUCUGCGUGUGAGAUGGGAUGGCGAGCAGCAGCUGUUUGUGACGGUGUCCAGUGCCUACGCUGGCAAACUCUGUGGUUUCUGUGGCAACUAUGAUGGGGACAGCAACAACGACAGCCUGAAGCCGAACGGUAGCCCAGCACUGGAUGAUGAGGAGCUGGGGAACAGCUGGCAGUCAGCCGAGGAUGAGGGCAGGGACCACCCUUGGCUCUGAGCACUGGGCUGUCUGCCUUCCAGGUGCCUGCCGGACCAGGCAGACUUCCCUCUCUGUGACGUGGCCUUGAAGAGCACCAUAUCAGGGCCCAGGUUCUGUGGCAGCCUGAUGGACUUGAGAGGACCAUUUGAGACCUGCCUGCUGCAUCUGAAGGCCUCUCUCUUCUUCGACAACUGCGUGUCGGACCUGUGCAACUUCCAGGGGCUCCCAGUGAUGCUGUGUGCCCACCUGUCAGCCAUGACGGCAGCCUGCCAGGACGCUGGCUACCCCGUGAAGCCCUGGAGGCGACCCCAGUUCUGUCCCCUCAACUGCCCAAGCAACAGCAGAUACUCCCUGUGCACCAGUCCCUGCCCAGAAACCUGCCACAAAGCCUUCAACAAGCCCUGCCGGGGCCGGUGCGUGGAAGCCUGCGAGUGCAACCCGGGAUUCGUGCUCAGUGGCCUGGAGUGUGUGCCCUGGGCCCGGUGUGGGUGCCUUGGCCCCACAGGGCGCUACUUCAAGCUAGGGGAGCGCUGGUACAAGCCAGGGUGCAAAGAACUCUGCGUCUGUCGCAGCAACAAUCGCAUUCACUGCCGGCCCUGGAAGUGUCAGGCGCAGGAGGCCUGUGGCCACCGGAGAGGCCUAUACGGCUGCUACGCCCAAAGUUCUGCCACCUGCACUACCUUGGGUGACCCUCACUACCUGACAUUUGAUGGAGCCCUGCACCACUUCCUGGGGACCUGUACUUACAUCUUGACACAGCCUUGCUGGUCCAAGUACCCGGAGAACAACUUUGUCGUGAGCGCCAGCAAUGAAAUCCGCGAUGGGAACAUGGAGGCCGUCUAUGUCAAGGCUGUUCACGUGUGGGUCUUGGACCUCAGGAUCUCACUGAUCAAAGGCCGUAGGGUGAUGCUGAAUGGCCAUCAGGUGGCCCUCCCUGUGUGGUUGCUGCAAGGCCGGGUGACCAUUAGCCUCAGUGGCUCCUUUAUCCUGCUCUACACGAACUCUGGGCUUCAGGUUCGCUACGAUGGGAACCACCUGGUGGAGGUGACAGUGACCUCCUCCUAUGCCGGCCAGCUCUGCGGGCUCUGUGGGAAUUACAACAACAACAGCUUGGAUGACAACCUGGGCCCAGAUGGGAAGCCCAUGGGCAGCUCCUCCCAGCUGGGGGCCGCCUGGAGGUCCUUGGAAGGCUCUGAGCCAGGUUGCUUUGUGGCUGGUACUGAGCCCUCCAGCUGCCCAGAGGAUGACAAGAUAGACACUUGGAGUAAGAACUGUGAGAUCUUGACAAACCCCCUAGGGCCUUUCUCCAACUGCCACCAGCUGGUACCCCCGCAGGCCAGCUUUGUCAGCUGUGUGCAGGGCCAGUGUGGGUCCAACGGUGACAGCCUGGCACUGUGCCGCUCCCUGCAUGCCUACGCAUCCCUAUGUGCCCUGGCUGGCCAGGUUCUUGCCUGGCGCAACGAUACCUUCUGCCCUCUGAGGUGUCCACCUAAUAGCACCUACAGCUCCUGUGCCAGGCCCUGCCCGCCCACCUGCCUCAGCCUGAGCAACCCCAAGGACUGUCUGACCACGCUGCCCUGUACAGAAGGCUGCGAGUGCUGGAAAGGCCACAUCCUGAGCGGAACCUCCUGCGUGCCCCUUAACCAGUGUGGCUGCAUUGAGCCCCAGGGCUUCUACCACCCGGUCGGGGAGAGCUGGUACCCAGACAGGACCUGCACCUCCCGCUGCACCUGCUUGGCCCACAACAACAUCACCUGCCGCCAGGCCACCUGCCAGGAGAACCAGGUGUGCUGGCUCCACAACGGGCUGCUCAGCUGCUGGGCGCCAGGUGCAGGCGUCUGCAGGGCUUUGGGGGAUUUCAAGUACGUGGGCUUCGACAGCAGUAGCCACCUUGUCCAGAAUGCCUGUGCACACAUCCUGGUGAAGGUGUGUCACCCCAACAUGGACCUGCCUGUCUUCAAGAUAAGCACCAAGAGUGAGGGCAGGACCGGGGCUUUCAACCAUCGCCAGGUCUACAUUGAGGUGGCCAAUGUCCAGAUCAUUCUGCAGGAGGGCCACCAAGUGCUGAUCAAUGGCACACCUGUCACCCUUCCUGCCACUUCCCAGAUCACAGGGCUCAGCAUCACCUCCAGCGGCAUCUACACCAUGGUGCACCUGCAGCCUGGAGUGCAAGUCAAGUUUGACGGUCAUCGUUUCUUAGAGAUCAAAGUCCCUAUGGCUUAUUAUGGAAAGGUCUGUGGUGUGUGUGGGAACUUCAACGGGGAGGAGGAGGAUGAGCUGAUGAUGCCUAGCGAUGAGCCAGCCCAGGACGACCAUGAGUUCGUGGACAGCUGGAGAGACGAGGACAUUGACUCAGACUGCCAGGAGGAGGAUGAGCAGGCAGAGCAAACCCUGAACGGAAACUGCAGGCUGGAGGACAUUGAGAUGGCCCAGGCGCACUGCCAGGCGGCCCUGCAGGCUCCGGCCUGGGCCAAGUGUGCCACACGCGUGACUCUCAGGCCCUUCCUGCUGGACUGCACGAGCAAGCUCUGUGAGUUUGGAGGCCUCAGCCAGGCACUGUGUGAGGUCCUGCAGUCCUUCGGGGCCGCCUGUCAAAGCGAGGGCGUCAAGGUGCCGGUCUGGAGGAACGGCAGCUUCUGCCCUCUGAAGUGCCCAGCGUACAGCAGGUAUACCACCUGCACGCCUACCUGCCUGCCAUCUUGCUGGGACCUGGAUGGCCGCUGCGAGGACGCCACAGUCCCCUCUGCCUCCUCCUGCGCUGAGGGCUGCGUCUGUCAGGCUGGCUACGUGCUGAACGAGGACAAGUGUGUGCCCAGAAGCCAUUGUGGCUGCAAGGAUGCCCAGGGUGGUUUCAUCCCUGCCGGUAGGACGUGGAUCUCCAGAGGCUGCACCAAGCAAUGUGCCUGCUCUGAAGGAAUCGUUCAGUGCUGGGCCUUCCACUGCCCUCCUGGGUCCCACUGCCAGGACAACGAAGAUAGGGACAGCAACUGCGUCCCCAAUAAGUCGCAGCACUGCUCCAUCUUUGGGGACCCACAUUACCGCACCUUUGACAGCCGCAGCUACCACUUCCAGGGCCGCAUGACCUACAUCCUGGUGAAGACGGUGGACGACCUCCCCAGUGGUAUGCAGCCCCUGGUCGUGGAGGGGCGUAACAAGAUGUACUCACCCAGGAGCCCUGUCUUCCUGUAUGAAGUGAUCAUCAGUGUCUACAACUACAGAGUUCAGCUCCAGUACGGUCUGGUGCUUCUGGUCAACAGCCAGAAGAUGGCCUUGCCCUACAGGCCCAACAAGCACCUGCGGAUCAUCCUGCGCGGCCAGCGGCUGUAUCUGAUCACAGACUUUGAGCUGGUCAUCAGCUUCGAUGGGAGGAGCAGUGCCGUGAUCUCUCUGCCCAGAAUGUACCAGAUGCUGGUGGUCGGCCUGUGUGGGAACUAUGACGGCGACCGCAAGAAUGACUUCAUGCAGCCCAGCGGGAUGCUCACCCGCAGCAUCAGUGCCUUCGGCAAAAGCUGGGAAGUGAAGAACCAGGAGACCCUCCUCCGUGUCCCGAGGGCCUUCCAGGAAGAGGAAGAAGAGGAAAACUCAUACUCCCAAGCAGGGUCCCGGUGCAGCCCCGAGCAGCUGGCUCUCAUCAAUGGCACCCAGGCCUGCGGGGUGCUGGGGGACCCCCAGGGCCCUUUUGCUGCCUGUCACCAUGUGGUGGUCCCAGAUCCCUUCCAGGAGCAUUGUAUGGCGGAUCUGUGUACCACUCAGGACCCCAAAGAUCAAGAGGAGCUCCGAUGCCAGGUCCUCAGUGGGUACGCCAUUCUGUGCCAGGAGGAAGGUACCAGCCUGGCCAGCUGGCGGGACCACACCGGCUGCGCCAUGACAUGUCCAGCCAAUACAGUGUAUCAGAGCUGCAUGACACCCUGCCCGGCAACCUGUGCCAAUCUGGCAGCUCCGGGGGAAUGUGAGGGCCCCUGUGUGGAAGGCUGUGCCAGCCUCCCGGGUUACGCCUACAGCGGCAUCCAGAGCCUCCCCUUGGCCAGCUGUGGCUGCACCACCAAUGGCAUCUACUACCAGCUGGGUGACAGCUUCGUGGCUGAGGACUGCUCCCUGCAUUGCACCUGUGCCAGCUCCCAGGUCCUGCUGUGUAAGCCCUUCAGCUGCAGUGAUGGGGAGAUCUGCACCCUGGCCAACCUCACUCGGGGCUGCUUCCGGGAAAGCCCAUGCCUGUGGAACCCUUGUCAGAAUGACGGUCAGUGUGAGGAGCAUGGGUCCAGCUUCAUCUGCAAGUGUGAACUCGGUUACGGGGGAGACCUCUGCACAGAGCCUCAGGAUGUGCCAGCUCCUAGAGAGAAAGAAGCACCCAGCUUGGUGGCCAUCCUGCUGAGCAUGCUCAUGCCUGUCAUGGUCUUAGUCCAUGUGCUGAGCAGAGAGUGCAUUUGCAAGAGGAGGAAGAGAAGGAAGAGAAGGAAGAAAACAGAGCACAGAGCCCAGCUGCUGACCCCAGAUAUCAUUGCAGAGCCUACCUGCAAAGUCACAGUUCUGAGUUGACCUCAAACAAAGAGAUAAAAAAAAAAAAAAAACUUGUUUACUUAUUUAUUUAUUUAUUUAUUUUUUUUUUUACCCUCCCCAGUACUGGGAAUUGAACACUGGGCCUUUGCACUGGACCACACCCCUGACCCUUUUUUAUUUUGAGACAGUCUUUCCACUAAACUGCUAGAGUGCCCAAAUUGGGCUCAAAUUGCAAUCUUCCUGCCUCAGCCUCGCAAGAGUGCUGGGUUACAGAUGUGCCACCACACCCAGCUAGAAAUCCUGGGUCUGCCAAGGUAACUGGAAAGUCAUUGAGAAGCUCUAAGUUCCUAAUGAUGA
Cavia porcellus (domestic guinea pig) is the source of this 9651-nucleotide messenger RNA. It is a transcript of the gene Zan, whose product is annotated as zonadhesin. The record is from RefSeq and is a predicted model, not a curated record. Gene Ontology annotation, molecular function: protein binding. The transcript is spliced from 48 exons. Gene Ontology annotation, cellular component: membrane. NCBI's taxonomy places the organism in Eukaryota, Metazoa, Chordata, Mammalia, Rodentia, Caviidae.